AUGGUCUCAACAUUUUUGGAAGCAGAUAAACUAAAGAGAGAGAAUAAAGUGCUUCACAGUAUCAAGUUCAAGUAUGGCGGUAAAUCUGUCCAGCUAAAACCUCUUGGAAAGAAAAAGGGAUAUAUGGGAUUAGUUAAAAGUAGAAUGGAUGCCUGCGGAUUUAUCUUAAUAGCAAGUGCAAUCAAAGAUGUUUGUUCACAAAGCGAAUCUAAGAAGCAUGCUGAAAUAGCUGACAUCCUGAAUCCUUUCAUUGGUUUGUCAUAUGAUGAUUUUAGGAAAGAAUAUGAUUCCAUCUGCUUCGAUUAUAAUUUUUUAAAUUUGAAGCAGAAAGCCAUUAAAUUGUAUAUGAAUUCGUUCUAUGGUGUAGCUGGCCAAAGUGACUCCCCAUUCUUUAUACUUGAAUUCACUAGAGGUAUUACUUCAGCUGGGAAAGGUGUAAUCUCAAAACAAGAGUACUGGACUGAAAUGGUCAAAAUUACUAUGGGAAUAAUGAAAAAAUUGCGCAAUGAAAUAAACAACUUUCUUAGGUUAAAAACCAGAUCAGAUUAUCUCAAAAUAGCUUAUGAAGAAAUUAUGUGGGGAGUCAUAGAUAUUAACAAUGACCGAUCACUCCAUGAUAUUGCUGAAGACGUUCUCAAGGAUACUUUGGUUAAUACUAAGCAAAAUAAUUUCGAACAGUUUAUAGAGACCGACGCAUGGAAACCUGAUAAAGACAACAAAGCUGUUCAGCAAUUUAUAGGAUGA
This is a messenger RNA of Funneliformis geosporum, 744 nucleotides long. Lineage: Eukaryota; Fungi; Glomeromycota; Glomeromycetes; Glomerales; Glomeraceae. The record is from the annotation of a GenBank genome assembly.